Messenger RNA from Helianthus annuus (common sunflower), 2051 nucleotides. Its product is annotated as probable receptor-like protein kinase At1g11050. The coding region runs from base 40 to 1899 and encodes 619 amino acids. Gene Ontology annotation, biological process: protein phosphorylation. Gene Ontology annotation, molecular function: protein kinase activity; ATP binding. The record is from RefSeq and is a predicted model, not a curated record. NCBI's taxonomy places the organism in Eukaryota, Viridiplantae, Streptophyta, Magnoliopsida, Asterales, Asteraceae. The transcript is spliced from 2 exons.
GACACCAUUUGUUUUGAAAAAAAAGUAAGGACACAAAUUAUGAAGAAACACCCCUUAUCCUUUCUCAUUGUUCUCUGCAUAUUCUCCUACUUAUCACACUCAACAAAUUCUUCUUUAUGCCCCAUAGAUUUCAAUUAUGUGAAUACCUUUCCAUGGGACAUCUCAGACUGCUCCACCACCGCAACCGCCACUGCUACGGAAAACUGCUGCUCAUCUCUCCGUGGCCUCUUCCGCAUCGGCCUCGCUCACCACCUCAAGAAAACUAAAACUUUCUAUCUCCCAAACCCACAAUCAUCCGCUUCUUGCAUCUCCGAUUUCCAGUCCCGCCUCUCUUCAAUCUCCGUAGCACACCCCUUAUCUACUUGCCACAGCUCCACCAACGAGUUUGUUGCAAGCCCAUCAAACUGUGAUGGGAUUGUCACGUUAUUAGAUUGGGUUGAUAGGAUUGGUCCCAACACUGUGCUACAGUCCUCUUGUGACGGAGAUCUUGCUGAGUUUUUGAGGUGUAGGUCUUGUCUUGAAGCACGUAUGGAUGUUAAUUCUAACUUGGUAUCAUUGAGUCAAAACUCGAGUAAAUGUUUGGCUUUUACUGCUCUAUAUGCUGCUGGAAUAGUUAACAGUUAUGGGCCUGAUGAUAUCCAGACAGCCAAGUGUAUACUUGGCAUCUCUUUGUCUAAAUCAAGAUCAAAUUCGAGAUCAAAGGAAAAUACCAUUUAUGCAGUUUUGGGGGCGUUGAUAGGAACUCUUGUUUUUGUUGGAGCAAGUGGGAUUUAUAGGAGAUAUAAUAACAAGAGGAAAGAAACUCAAUCACAUAGAGAUUAUGUAAGAGAUGUAAAAGCUCGUGUUUUGCCCAACACAGGCGCAAAAUGGUUUUGUAUAGCCGAGCUUGAUGUAGCUACGAACAGGUUUUCACAACAAAACUUGAUAGGUCAAGGUGGGUUCGGGGUUGUUUACAAAGGAACACUUUCUGAUGGAACACUUGUUGCAGUCAAGAAGAUGAUGAGCUUCGACGCACAAGCAGACAAUGAUUUUGUUAAUGAGGCUGAGAUCAUAAGCAAGAUCCGGCAUCGAAAUCUUCUGCCCUUAAGAGGGUUUUGUGCAACGAGUGAUCCGAUACAAGGAAACGAAAGGUAUCUUGUUUAUGAUUAUAUGCCAAAUGGUAGUUUACAUGAUCAUAUUUUCGACAAAAGUACAUCUAACCAUAAGAGACUAAGUUGGCCUCAACGAAAAUCGAUCAUACUUGAUGUGGCUAAAGGGUUAUCUUAUUUGCACAAUGAGAUCAAGCCCGCAAUCUUUCAUCGUGAUAUUAAGGCAACCAACAUUCUUUUGGAUUCGAAUAUGAGAGCUCUAGUUGCGGAUUUUGGGUUAGCCAAGCAAAGUAGAGAUGGGCAGUCUUGGAUAACUACGAGAGUUGCGGGAACAUAUGGAUAUGUAGCACCUGAGUACGCGCUCUAUGGACAACUAACAUCAAAGAUUGAUGUUUAUAGUUUUGGGAUUAUAGUUCUUGAGAUCAUGAGUGGGAGAAAGGUGAUUGAAGAGGUGAAAGGAGUGAAUUUGGGGAUGGUUUUGAUUGCAGAUUGGGCAUGGGAGAUGGUGAAAUCAGAUCGAAUUGAGGAGGUUUUUGAUGAUUCUCUAAAAGGAGAGGGAACCUUGCCUAAGGGUAUGAUGGCAAGAUUUGUAAGAGUUGGAUUAGUUUGCGCACAUGCGCUGGUGGCUCUACGACCAACGAUUUCGGAAGCUCUAAAGAUGUUGGAAGGUGACAUUGAUAUCCCUCCAUUGCUCGACCGACCAGCGCCAUUUUUUCACGACCCUUUUAGGUCGAGUUUCCGGCAUAGCAACAGUUUGUGGUUGAGUAGUGAAGGAUCCAUGGCCAAUUCAAGCGUCAACAACCAAAUUUGAGGGAAGAGCCAACAACUUGAAAGACAUACUUUUUAUGUAACAUUUCUUUUGUCUAGGCUUUCUGUAUGAUUAAUGUACAUUAAGCUAAUACCUUGUUUUUAAUAGCUAUGAAAUUUUGUGAGAGAUAAAAUACAACUUUUUGUAUCUCUAAA